Neohortaea acidophila is the source of this 1249-nucleotide messenger RNA. RefSeq lists its product as uncharacterized. Bases 138 to 752 code for a protein of 204 amino acids. The transcript has a single exon. Lineage: Eukaryota; Fungi; Ascomycota; Dothideomycetes; Mycosphaerellales; Teratosphaeriaceae. The record is from RefSeq and is a predicted model, not a curated record. Gene Ontology annotation, molecular function: protein binding.
UUAAGGUUGCCGACCCUGCGCCAAUUGUUCGGGGAAGUGUUGCCGAAUUUCCCAAUUCAAGAUACACCUGUCUUCUAUCCAUCUCCCACUCCUGCAUCAACACCAUCUAGUCCGAACAACAACACGUAACCGCAACCAUGGAUAGCGUCGAAGUCUUCCACCAACUCCCCCUCACCAUCGACCCCUCCACCAAAGCCCUCGCCUCCACCGAUCCCUCCCUCGCCGCCGAAAUCGAAGAAGUCAACAAACUCCACCGCGCCCUCCUCUCCCUCGACACCCCCAACCAAGUGCCCCCGCCCCCCGCACCCGUCAACCCCAAGCGCUCCGUCCAAAUCGGCAAAAUGCGCGAAACGGGCAACGCAUCCUACAAGAAGGGCGCCUACGCCGACGCAAUCAAAAUGUACGACCUGGCCAUCCGCAUGGCCUCUGAGCGGCCGACGUGGGAAGCGGCCGGACUAGUGCGCGAGGAACUAGGAGCACUCUAUAACAAUCGUGCGCAGGCGAAUAUGGGGCUGCAGGCGUGGGCGGAUGGAGCGGUGGAUGCGGAGACGAGCGUGGAGAUGAAGCGCUUGGGAAAUGUGAAGGCUUGGUGGAGGCGGGGGCAGUGUUUGAAGGAGAUGGGGCGGUUGGAGGAGGCGGUUGACUGGGUUGAUACGGGGUUGGAGUGGGAGAGGGCGGGGCCGGAGAAGAAUGGGCUUGGGGAGUUGGAGGCUUUGGCGAGGGAGUUGAGGAAGGCGCUUGGGAGGGAUUGAGCAUAGGCCGAGGGUUGCGAAGAAAAGGAGAUACGCUGAGGGGUAUUUGGUCGCGACGACAUGCAACUGCACGGCGGCAUUCGAUCAAUCCUUGAACUUGGUCGGGACAGGGUGUCUUGCAGGUACCAGCUGGGGUUUGAUCAAGGACGUGGAGCUCCUACGCCUUCAUCUUUCACGCCAUCCUCGAUGUCAUCCUGGCCAUGCUGGUCAUCCUAUCUGUCAAAGAGAGAAAAGACAGGAGGGGGCGAUUUUCGAUGGCAAGGCGGGUCUUAGCGAGCAGACUACGAGGUGGACGAAGAUGUUGGAUGUUACGAUGGAGAGUGAGGACUACUCUAUUGGUUGGUCGUAGAUUUCUCGGCGAGAGCGAGAGCGAGAGCGAGUGCAGCUGCAUUAGUGCUGGGCGCGACAGGCAGGGCUGAGACUCCCCGCCUCUGACUCCCCUCAUCGCGCGCAGGCAGAUAGGACCUUCAAGUACUUCAACGUGCCUUCUUUAUUGU